AUGCCUGCCGCCGGGGGCCGGGGCGAGCUCCGAACUGUCGCGGCCGUUCCUGGCGCGGCGGGCCCCACGCCCCGCGCACCAUUUCGGAUUGGAGCUCUGCCUCUGACGCCUCCUUUCGGUUUCCCUUUCCCUUGCUCCAGAUGAUUAUUUAAAGCCAUCUCCGUUGCGUUCAGAGGAGAGAGAGGGAGCAAAGGCGAAGCAGCCAACAACCAGAGGCGCCCGAGGCCGAGGGAGACGAAGCUCUUGAGAGAAUUGGGAGACAGAGAGAGAGGGGGAGGGAGGAGGACGAUGGAACAGGCGGCGGGCUCGCCUUCCUCCUCCAUGGCCCUGAGGCAGUGCAGGAUUUGCCAUGACGAGGAGGACGAGGGCCGCGCGGCCAUGGAGUCGCCCUGCGGGUGCUCCGGCUCCCUCAAGUACGCGCACAGGGGAUGCGUGCAGCGCUGGUGCGACGAGAAGGGGAGCACCCUCUGCGAGAUUUGCCUUCAGAAUUUCGAGCCUGGCUACACCGUUCCUCCCAAGAAAAACCAACCUGCCGAUGUCGCGGUCACCAUCAGAGAGAGCCUGGAGGUGCCCAGGAUGGACUACGAGCCGGACGAGGAGGAGGACGUCGACGCGGCGGUGGCCGGCGCCGGCGACCCGGAGUACGCCGAGUGCGCCCGCGCCGCCGGCAGGAGCGCGUCCUGGUGCCGCUCGGUGGCCGUGACGUUCACCGUCGUGCUGCUGCUGAGGCACCUGGUCACCGUGGCGACGGUCGGAGCGGCGAACCAGUUCGCCUUCAGCCUCCUCACGGUGUACUUGCUGCGGGCGAGUGGGAUCCUGCUGCCGUUCUACGUCGUCAUGAGGCUCAUCUCCGUGAUCCAGCAGGGUCAGCGGCAGUACCGCCUGCAGGUCCUCCAGGAGCAGAGGAGACACGCGUUGAGAUUGGCCCGGCUGCAGGGUCAGGAACAGCAGCAGCAUGUCAUCCUGGUUCGAUGAGGAAGAAGAGGGCAUUCAUCAAGUGUUCAUAUGUCUUGUACAAGGUUGUAAAAUGUACCGCUACAUUGUUCAGAGGGACUGGAAAGCAAGCAUUGUUUACAAGCUUCCAGUUCAUGUGCGUACAUCACUUGCUGUGAAAGCUGCAUCGACUUGAGAACUUGACGUCGUCGCAUGCCUAAAACCUGAAAAAAAAAUCCUGCUCAAAAGGUCGACAAAAGAAAAGAAAAAUUGGAUUACUGUUGAGUCCAUCCUCCCUCCUGUUCAUGAAUUAUGUACUGAUGUGAUGUGGUACUAGCACUGCAAUGUGAAUAAGAGCACGACAGUGAUCCUGCAUGGAUCCACCCAUCUGCAUUA
Panicum virgatum (switchgrass) is the source of this 1329-nucleotide messenger RNA. RefSeq lists its product as uncharacterized. Gene Ontology annotation, cellular component: membrane. Gene Ontology annotation, molecular function: zinc ion binding; ubiquitin-protein transferase activity. The record is from RefSeq and is a predicted model, not a curated record. NCBI's taxonomy places the organism in Eukaryota, Viridiplantae, Streptophyta, Magnoliopsida, Poales, Poaceae. Gene Ontology annotation, biological process: protein ubiquitination. The transcript is spliced from 7 exons. The coding region runs from base 289 to 975 and encodes 228 amino acids.